This is a messenger RNA of Trichobilharzia szidati, 4433 nucleotides long. Lineage: Eukaryota; Metazoa; Platyhelminthes; Trematoda; Strigeidida; Schistosomatidae. The record is from the annotation of a GenBank genome assembly.
GUCAGUUUCUGGAAUGCCUAGAAUAAUCAGCGGGUGAUUGAAUUCUCCUGCCAAAAUGUGAUGCACAAUGUGUUCUGCAAAGGUCGCCGAUGUUGUUCCAGCCGUUGUUGCCUGGAGUCUUAUAAUAGUCCUUACAACAGUCUACCUCAUAUUUAUUUGCUUCCAAUUUGCUGCGACAUAUUCCUGGUCUAUAUUCGCUCUCCACAGUAUUCUGUUUUUGUAUGUUCUCUGCUGUUUGACACGCACGACUUUUAUGGACCCUGGUUAUUUCCCCUUCGCUACUGAGGGAGAAGCUGAAUAUGAAGAAACCAAGUCUGCUCCUGUUCAUCGGGAAUAUAAUAUAAACGGAGUACUGGCUAAAGUCAAGUGGUGUAGCACUUGUCUUUUCUAUCGUCCACCCAGGUGUUCACACUGUUCUAUAUGUAACCGGUGUGUUGAUACUUUUGAUCACCAUUGUCCUUGGGUCAAUAAUUGUAUUGGAAGAAGAAAUGCUCGAUACUUUUUUAUGUUCCUGGUCUCUCUUACACUUCAUAUGAUUGUUGUGCUCAGCGUGACUCUCGCAUCUCUCUUGCUGAGUGAGCAACCGAUAGUCUUCUACACAAAUAUUAUACGUAUCAUUAUAUUAUCACUAGUUGGUGUUAGUUUCAUUCCGGUCUUUGGACUAACUUCAUUUCAUGUUUAUCUCAUUUCUCGAGGAAUGACAACGAACGAACAGGUUACGGAUAAGUUCCGCGGGCUAAUAAACCCUUUUACUCUGGGUUGUUUAUUAAAUUGGAGGAGAUUCUGUUGUGAACCCCAGUUUCCCCGCCGCUAUUUAGAAGAAAAUGCAGCAAAAUCACGCCGUAUAGGAUGUGCUAAACUAAGAAGAAAAAAAUUUAAUAAAUUACAUGAUCUGGUUGUAAGUGUCAGUGGUUCUGAGGAUGGUGUUAUCAAUACGCAUGGAGAAUCGAACCAUAAACUUCUUAUGGAUCGUGCAUAUCACACAACUUCUGACAAGAGCACUUCUUCUGAAAGUAAUGAUAAACUUGGGAAAAGUGACUUAAAGAAUUCUGUCAUCCAAGAAAGACGAUUUUUGGGUGGAAAAUAUUCAUACUAUCGUCCGCCUGAUCAAAGUCAGGAUAGUGCCCAAUCAACCAAUCAACUGAUACCACGUGGACCGUUGGCGUAUAAUAGUGAUGAACCAUUAUCUUCCCUUAUUAACCGUUUAACAUCAAAUAAUAGUGAUAUGACAGUGGCUACUAGGAAUCACAAAUUGGACAUUAAUAGUGAUUUGUCUUCGACCAGUGAACAAAAUGCUCGGUGUACAAAUGCAAGGCCAUCCGCUGAUUCUCUUGGUACCUUGGAUAGUGUUUCUCAACCUCGUGGUCAUCAAAACUCAUGUAAUAACAGUGGUAAAGUAUUAGUAGAUGCUGCUAGUAUUAGUCUCUCUGGUUGGAGUGAAGAUGCAGUUUCACUGAAAACAUUGGACCGUCUCAUCGGCAUUACACGUCAACAGACAGCUGGAGGGAAUGACUACGGAACUGUUCUAAUUAAUGGUGUCGGUAGUGGAGCGACUACUGGUCCAACUUACUUAGCUACUGAACGUAUUCAGGAAAAUGGUGAAUCACCUAUUGGUUCCUCAACUUCGGCUCUAGAACGGAAUAUCCUGAAUGAUCAAGAUUCAACGAAUUUUACUUUUGCUAGCUCUCAUAUCAAUGGCUAUGCAGGUUUAUCUGUCUCGGCAGCUGAUUCAGUCAGUCAGCACUUAACUCAAACACUUCCUGUUUAUCAACAAAAUAUUCCACGUGCAUCUGGUGAGAAUGAUUCCUAUUGUAAUCUCUAUGCGGGAAGUGUUACAAGUGAGAAUGAUGAAGUUGUCAAUAGUAGUGGAGGAGGAAGAGGAAGGGAAACAAAUACUACAAAUCAUUUUAUGAAUACUCAACCUGUUUCUAAUUUAAGCGAUGCAUGUAAUGGUAUUGAUAUUUCCGUAAUAUUCAGAGGUAGUUCUAAUCUAUUGCAAAUGAAUCGUAACCGUAGCAGUACAAUGGUCAACAGAGUUUCAUGUGGACGUAAUAACAAUGAAUCCUCUUUAACAGUGAACGGGCCACAUACUUCUACUGCUUCCAAUAAUUUAGGAUUACUUAAUAACCCUAAUACAUCAGCAAUCAAUAAUAAUUAUAAUCUGCAACCCAAUCCUAUUGAACUAACUCAUAUUCCGUCAUCGUACAAUACACAUAAUCAUAAUACACGUCGACCAAGUGCACAAGCUACACUUGUAAAUCAAGUUUUCUGUGCACAAUCGUCCGAUCAGUCACCUAGUGCAAGUCGUUUCAGUUUUAUCUUUUCUCCACUAGACGUAAAUGCACCACAUGCUUCUCAAGAAACACUAAGUACAGCUGCAUCUCAGACAUCUGUCCUACUUGGUUCACCGUCUAGCCCGAGAAGUUUUCAACCUGCUAGCACUUCAACAGAUCAUUUUACAGUGACUCUCAAUGAAGCUAGUAGUGAACUGCCAUAUUGUACCAGUCGAACGGGUACCAUGCUGCCAUCAUCCCGUAUGCCAAAUUAAUUUUUUCUUUUACGUUUAUUAUUGCCAUAUUAAUAAUAAAUAAUUCAAUCCUUGUGUUGUUGGUUUGAUCUGUGGUUGACUUUAUUGACUCCAUUACAUUUUCUUCGUCGUUUUUAUUAAAUAAAACAGUCAAAUUUCAAUUGGACAUAUGCGUAUUUUUUAAAAAUCAAAACAGGAAAUUCCCCCGAGUUGCUAUGUACAUUGCUUUUCAGCUAUGUAGUGAUUUUAUUUAUGUUAAUCCUUCUGAUUGUUUUAAAAAAUGAAAAUAAUGGGUCCAUAUAAGCACAUAUAUUUACCACCAUGCGCGCACACAAACUUUUCGCAGUUGAUAUCAGUCUAAAUUUUAAUUUGUUAUUACUUUUGUGUUUGAAAGCAGGUCUGUUCCCUUGUUUUCUUUAUUGUUUGCAACAAAAUUUACGUAGUAGUAGUCUUUUAACCACUUUUCUAGUAUACAUUAUUAUUUUCACCACUAAAUAAUAUUUAAUAUAAUUUUUCCUCCACGAUUGGAGACUAGUUCAUUCAUUCAUUUAAUCUUAAAAAUGGAAUAAAAGUGACCAAUGUCUAGUUUCAAAAAUGACAGAAAAAAUUAUGUGAAUACAAAUUCGUGUUGCACUUAUUUACGCCUUACUAGGUUGACUUUCUCUCCCUCUAUUAUUUACCAGAUUGAAUGUUGUUUUGUUUUUAGUGAUGACUUUUUGCCCAUUUACAAUUUUCGUUUAAACCUCUAUCAUCCUUUCUACAACUCUUUCUAUAACAUCUUCAUUGCUCUAAACAUCUUGACAAGUUCUGCCAUAUAGAUUACUCCCUACUUUUGUAUUCGUUUUCCCCUCAGUUUAAUACAACUCUACACUUAUCUAUACUACCUUUCGUCUUUUUUUACAUAUAUAUACUACUUGUAUGUGUAAUUGUCUGUUUGUGUUUACUUGUUUAUAACUUUGCACAGCUGCUUUUAUUUUGGGGGCGCUAUGAAAUUUUUUUCGUCAAUUGAUUAAUAUACAUGUAUAUUUGUAGUAUCUCCCUUCAUCAUAUUUUCUUCUAUUUGAUGCGUUGAACAUUCGAUAGUUUUCUUUCGUUUUUAUUUUUGAUAACGCUAAUUUUAGACAUAAGUUGUAUCGAGAUUAAGUACUUGAUAGAUCAGGACUAAAUAUUUUAUGGAUAGUGAAAUUUCACAACUGACAGUAUCACUUGUUCAUUUGAUCAAAUCUGGGAAUUCCUAUUCUACCGUGCAAAUAUGACUAUAUUCUUGAAUAAAAAAGGAACAUGUUCAUCGGAAAGUUUAACAUAAUUGAAAAAAAUAAAGAACAAUUUAGCGUAAGAAACUUCAUACUAGAAUUUAUCGAAUUAACUGGCGCAAUGGGAUCUGACCGAUUUGGAUGGAAAAAGUUAGUUCAAGCGUAAACUGGUAAGAAUUUCAAACUAUCAUUUGACCAAAUUCACACUUGAAAGUACUGUGAGUUGGUCAGCAACGUCUCAAGAAUAGUAAUUAUUAUUAUUACUUUCGGUUUCGACUGGGAAAUAGGGCUUCAUUAUCUCUAUUUCGUUCUGUUCUCUGCGGUCCUCUCUAGCUGGCUCCACGGUUGCUCAUAAGCUUUUCUCUCCUCCUCUCACGAUAUUCUCUAUGUCAUUCUCGGGUGUCCGACUCGUCGUCUCCUAUUUCGACUCCACUCGAUAGCCUGCCGCGUGAUAUCACUCAACUGUCACCUCAGCGUGUCUUCGGCGUAUUCCCAUUUCCUUCAUUAUAUUUGUUGGGUAGUAGGUACUUGGUUGCCGAUUCGUCAAAGUUUCUUGUUACUAGUUCUUUCCGACCAUCUGAUAUUUAGUGUAGAGCGAAGGCAGCUGUUGAUGGAAAGUUUGUUGGAAGUGCAUAUGGUGACACUCCAAGUGU